This is a messenger RNA of Engraulis encrasicolus (European anchovy), 2628 nucleotides long. RefSeq names its product SH3 domain-containing kinase-binding protein 1. The record is from RefSeq and is a predicted model, not a curated record. The coding region runs from base 361 to 1041 and encodes 226 amino acids. Lineage: Eukaryota; Metazoa; Chordata; Actinopteri; Clupeiformes; Engraulidae. The transcript is spliced from 8 exons.
AGGCAGACAAAGGCACAGAGAGAGAGGGGGACAGCCAAGUCAGCACUUCAUGUUGAACGAAACAGAAGUUGCCCAAGUUGUUUUCCCACAUAAGACAGACUUUCCCAUAGACGAGGAGGAGACAUACAUAACUGGAACUCACUGGGGACAAGAAGGGUACACAGAUUACGUGACGUCACCAAGAGAUGGGACUAUAACUCAUGAUGUGUCCAGAAACACUGUGACAGGUUUCUUCUCGUCCAUGUGCUGUCGCAGUAGCACAGCACCCCAGAUGCACCGCUCUUGGACUGUUUACUUUGUUUUUAGGAGUCUUCAUUCCCUCUCCCCAACAUCACCACACCUGUCCUCACCCGUCCUGCGAUGGGCAACUACACCUCUGCCCUGACUGAUAUUGAGGAAUUCAAGGCUAUCAUAUCCAACCCCGGAAGGCUCUCUCCGGAACUCAGAAGGCAUACUCCGUUCCGCAGGUCACAGUCUGAGGUCCUAUUAGCAUCUUCCCCAUCUCCGCCUCCUGAUCCUUCCCCUCCCAUAAUGCCGAGUGUUACAUCUGAGAAACCCGAGCUUCUGGACUCCAACGGUCCAGACAUUUUGGCCCUCAAGUUCCUUCACGUGGUGUAUCCUUCUUCUGAUGCCAUCACCGACAGCUCUCCCCGCUCCCCAUCCCCAUCCCCAUCCCCAUCCUCCUCCUCUGAUGUGAGAGCCAGUGCCACCCCCUCACCGCCCCCCUCCCCCUCCUCCUCCUCCCCUGCCUCCCCAUUGCCCCCCUCCCUGUUCUCGGGGGCGCUCUCGACGGUGCUCCACAACCCCCGGGACUCCCUGAAGGCCGUGCCCCCCUCGGGCUCCCCUGCCCUGGAUCACCUGAGGAGGCAGCUGGGCCUCAUGAGGGAGGAGCUGGACAAGAUGAAGAGCCAGCACAAGAAGGAGGUGAAACAGCUUGUGAGUGAGCUGGAUGAGGAGAAGAAGGCUCGCCUCAACCUGCAGGUGGAAGUGGACAAGAUCAAGAGACAGCUUACGAAGUCGUCAUCAUCAUCUACAAGUUGAUGGCAGCCAGCGUCACAAACAUUUGGAGCCAAGAUGACUCAGAGAGCCUUGAGCCUGCAGUCAUCUCCAUUCAUUGGAUGCUACUGAUACCAUCAAUAAUAACAACAUUAUAACAACAUUAGAAGAACCAACCUGGGAGGUCCAUACAGUACAGUAUGUGAAAACUGCUGUUAAGCCUACGGUAUAUGUCAUUAGAGACAAGACACUUUAAAAGCAAGGUAAUACAUUUAUAUCAUGCCAAUGUCAGCAUGGCUGAUGACACUCAUGAUGCACCCCAUGACAAAAGGCCUCUGUUUAGCUGAGGAUGACAUCAUCACCUCCCGCUGGAACCUGAAAGACUGUUCUAGAAUAUUAGAGCGCAAUACCAGUUCUACCAGGCUGAUGAUGUCACUACCACCGAGAGGAUGACUCAAAGCAAACUGGCAAGCAGGUUCUGGCAUUGCAAAGACAUGUAGGAAUUUCAUCACAUUUAACGGCUGUAGCAUGAUAGCUUGAUAUCCCAUUUGUUGAUCAUGUUGUGUUUCUGCUUGUGGACGUUAGAAUAUCUUUGUAAAAGUUAAGGCACUACACUACCAGGGAGGGGGUAAGGUAGCCUACUACUACAGUAGACUAGUUCCUGGGAUAUAAAAAACCCUUAAAAUCCCCUUCAUGCCCUCAUGCUAACCAUUUGUGUUCCAAUGCAAACAUUAAAAAAACAUCUUAGUCACCUAUGUGACAAAAGACAUCGUUCAGAUGUUUUAAGCGACCUGUUGGGAAUGAUUGGUGAUAAAUCUGUCAAACUCAACUGCCAGUUGGUAUGGAGGCGGGAGAUGUUUUGAAGAACUUUUUAACUGUGUACUUUCAAAAUAUAAGUUGCUUAAUCCGUUUCCCCCGGGUCUAUCUGACCUUUACAUUCGUCUUAGUGACAAUUCAGAGUUGAGCUGACGGGUGUAACUGAACAUUUUGUCACAUACUGUAGAACAUGUAAUUGCAUAGUUUUUCAGCAUGCAUUACAACUUUAUUUUAUUUAUUUUUGAAGAAUGAAACUGUAUGAGAUGUAUAAAAAUAAUGAGGAUAUGUUUAUUUAUGUAUUUAACAUCUAUACACAUAUACAGCAACAUGGUCAAAAUAUAGCUUUAAAAAAAAAUUGUGGACACUACAAUGCUUGGAAAGUUUAAAAAGGGACAAACCAUCGAGAGCAAUGUUAAUCCCUAUUCAAGUUUUCAGGCACUUCUUCUUAAUUCCUGGAAUGUAUGUAAAUAAAAUAAUAAAUAUAUUUAAAACUAGAGAUGUGGAAAAUUGAAUAAAAAAAUUAAAACAAUAUUAUGUACACUGUUAUUUUUGUAAAAUAUCAAGACAUCAAAUGUACACUGUACAUGAUGAUACAAUCUGCAUUGGCCUCAGCGUAUGCAAGGCACUGCCUGGUUGCUGUCCUCCCUGUCAUUUUGAUAAGGCUCAUCAGAGUGAUUUGAAAGAACGAAUCGUCCGUCAAUCAUUUGAAAAGGCACAGCAACAUCAUUUCACAGUUGCAGUGUUUAGUCCAGACCUGCAGAUGGCAGUAGAGUGUUACGUGCGGUCUGCUGCCUGCAGACUGGAAUGCCCUGUUGU